CUCCAAACCUCCAUGUCUAACUUUGCUGUCUUUGUCCUUUUCCGAACCGUCCCCCUGUUGAUCGCCAUUGUUGCGGUCCCGUUUCAAGGUGCACUCGUUCGCUUCAGGGCAAGCUACAACCCAAGGUGCAUCACACUCGGCUCAGAGGAGGGCGCGGCACCACAGGCAGAGACCGUCUUCGUCGGCUACUUCAAGGUACUCAGACGUGUUUACAAGCUUGAGGGAAUCCCGGGGCUAUACAAAGGUCUCAUGCCGAGUUUGAUUUAUGCGGCAUUCUACAUGAUAUCUAGUGUCCUUCCCUGGUCGUUUGCCUUGGCGUAUUGUAUCUCCAAUGGCGCUCACAAAUCUCCUUGUUCACUUAUUUUUCACAAUCCUCUCGUGCUCCAAACCAUAUCGCAUCUUCUGUCUUUCGUGGUGAAGCUUCCGGAACUCAUCAUACUCGAUAGGUCGAUCACCACUCCCAAGAAGUUGUCGUACUUCGGUGUUUCUGGCUCUCUUCGUAUUCUUCUGACUUCAACGGAGCGCCAAAGGCCGUGGGGAAUGUACCUCACCCCCGGCGUAUUCGCAGGACUUGCCAUCCGCUGGGUUUACAAUUUCGUCGCUCCCCGAGCCAUCCUGAUGUUCCUUGGAAACUUUUUGUGGCACAGGGGGAUGGGAAUUGUUGCCCUAUUCAAUAUUACGGUGGUCCUGAAUGCAUUUCUUUCAGCGAUUGUUAUGACACCGAUCGACGUCAUCCUUGUGAGGCUUUCCAUCCAGCGCAACCACACAUUGCCAGAAGUGAACUCUGGUGCUCAAGAUGAUGGCAGUAGUGUCGAGAGAGCGGGAGAGAGGUAUAGCGACGAGGAUGUGGUUGACUUGAGGACCGAUAGAGAGGCUUACACCGGACUGCUCGACUGUGGAAAGCGCAUCAUCAAAGAGGAGGGGUGGCCUGUGUUAUAUCGUGCAUGGUGGGCCACAUCGUUAUCCGGCCUUAUUUCAAGGUAGUUUCCCGCACGCCUGGAAGUUCAUCGUGUGAGCGUAAAUGUACAUUUGUUCUGCUUGUUGAUUAGCGUGUUGUACGAUACACACAGCGCCUGUUGCAUUUCCCUUUAUACUAUGACAAAUCGAGCGCACUGUGCUUUCAUGUAAUAAGUAGCGUAAACUAAAACCUAGCGCCACAAAUUACGCUUGUCAUAGCUUAAUAAUGAGCGGACACAAAGAUUUG
Messenger RNA from Coniophora puteana RWD-64-598 SS2, 1204 nucleotides. RefSeq lists its product as uncharacterized. The record is from RefSeq and is a predicted model, not a curated record. Lineage: Eukaryota; Fungi; Basidiomycota; Agaricomycetes; Boletales; Coniophoraceae. Gene Ontology annotation, molecular function: transmembrane transporter activity. Bases 13 to 984 code for a protein of 323 amino acids. The transcript has 5 exons. Gene Ontology annotation, biological process: transport.